AUGGCUACUACAACAGAAUCAACAAUACAAGAGCUCGAAGCUUGUGCAAUCGGUGAAACUCCAAUUCAUACGUCCGAAAAGUAUGAAAAUGACGAACAAAGUGAUGGUCCUGAGAUGAAAAUUAAAAAAAUAGAAGAUCAUCAUGAUAAACGAGUGAAAGUUUUUGGAUGGGUACAUCGAAUCCGGCGACAAGGUAAAAAUCUAACAUUCAUUAUUUUACGUGAUGGAACAGGUUUUCUUCAAUGUGUUUUGACCGGCAUUCUCUGUCAAACAGACGAUUCAAUUAUAUUUUCGACUGAAGCGACUAUGUUUGUGUGUGGUGUUGUACAAUCAGUUCCUGAAGGAAAAAGUGCGCCUGGCAAUCAGGAAUUGAUCAUCGAUUAUUUUGAAGUAAUUGGACAUUCACUACCUGGUGGUGCUAAUUCGUUACUCAAUGAGGAAUCUCAUCCUGAUGUUCAACUUGACAAUCGACAUAUGAUGAUCCGUGGAGAAAAUACAUCGAAAAUUUUACGUCUUCGUUCGAUUGUUACACAAUGUUUUCGUAAUCAUUACUUUGAUCGAGGCUAUUAUGAAACAUUUCCACCGACACUGGUACAAACUCAAGUUGAAGGUGGUUCAACUUUGUUCGAAUUAAACUUUUUUGGAGAACCAGCUUUUUUGACACAAUCAUCACAAUUGUAUCUUGAAACGGCUUGUCCAGCUUUAGGUGAUGUCUUUUGUAUUGCUCAAUCGUAUCGAGCUGAAAAAUCACGUACACGUCGUCAUUUGGCUGAAUAUACACAUGUAGAAGCUGAAUGUCCAUUUAUUUCAUACGAUGAUCUACUUGAUCGAAUUGAAGAUCUAAUCGUUGAUGUUGUUGAUCGUGUAUUGAAAUUUCGUGAAGCUGCUCAUCUAUUAAAGGAAAUCAAUCCGACUUUUAAACAACCAAAAAAACCGUUCAAACGAAUGAACUAUAGUGAUGGUAUUGAAUGGCUUAAAGCACAUGGAAUUAAAAAUGAAGAAACUGGCAAAUUUUAUGAAUUUGGUGAAGAUAUACCUGAAUUACCCGAACGAAAAAUGACUGAUGAAAUCAAUGAACCAAUUUUAUUUUGUCGAUUUCCAGCCGCAAUCAAAUCGUUCUAUAUGAAACGAGAUCCGAAUGAUAAUCGUCUAACCGAAUCGGUCGAUGUGUUGAUGCCUGGUGUUGGAGAAAUUAUUGGCGGUAGCAUGAGAAUGACGAGUUUGAAAGAUUUAUCGGAAAGUUUUCGUCAAAAUGGUCUGACACUAGAACCCUACUAUUGGUAUUUAGAUCAACGCAAGUAUGGAACAUUUCCUCAUGGUGGUUAUGGUCUCGGUCUCGAUCGUUUCAUGACUUGGCUCACGAACCGACCUCAUAUUCGUGAUGUUUGUUUCUAUCCACGUUUUAUUGGUCGAUGUCAACCUUGA
Messenger RNA from Rotaria sordida, 1425 nucleotides. NCBI's taxonomy places the organism in Eukaryota, Metazoa, Rotifera, Eurotatoria, Philodinida, Philodinidae. The record is from the annotation of a GenBank genome assembly.